Molecule: messenger RNA, 576 nt
Organism: Mucor mucedo
Lineage: Eukaryota; Fungi; Mucoromycota; Mucoromycetes; Mucorales; Mucoraceae
Exons: 6
Coding region: 1-576 (191 amino acids)
Source: RefSeq, a predicted model, not a curated record
AUGUUAGCUACGUCAGUUAUGAAGGAUGGUGAAAAUACUCGUCUAGGAAAAACCAACGUCGAAAACUUGCUAUCAGAAUUUAACAUGGAAAUGAAUGCUAAUCAUAGACAGUGGAUGACUCCCAGAAUCGCUUGGGGAGUUUUUGCAAGUAUUUCUAUUUUAAUUAUUGAUAACGUACAAAGGUUAGUGGGCGAACUCCUUAGUAGGGCGCUUGAGUUUUUCUGGAACUCACGGGAUGUGAAUUACGGUGUUUUUACUGUGAAUUACAGUGUUUUCACAUCGAAUAGUAUUGGUCUUAUUGGCCUGCUUUUCUGGACCAGAAUCGAUGAUUCUGUUUAUGAUCAUGUUCAUGAUAUCGAUAGCCACGCAAAACAACGUAGCUCCACUGGUUCCACUCCCCAAUCCACAUCUGUCCCGUCUUUAGGUCAUAAUGAUUCUGUAAUAUGUUCCAUGCGCCAAAUCGAAGGAAGUAAUGUUUCCAUCAAGCUUACACUUGGUACCCACUCUUUCAACGCCCUUGGGGCUGCUAGUACACGUAUUGACAACUUGGUUGAUCAUCCGGAAUGCGGACCGUGA